Synchiropus splendidus (mandarinfish) is the source of this 2698-nucleotide messenger RNA. RefSeq names its product protein kinase D4 (gene prkd4). The transcript is spliced from 18 exons. Gene Ontology annotation, molecular function: protein serine/threonine kinase activity; ATP binding. NCBI's taxonomy places the organism in Eukaryota, Metazoa, Chordata, Actinopteri, Syngnathiformes, Callionymidae. Gene Ontology annotation, biological process: protein phosphorylation. Bases 64 to 2598 code for a protein of 844 amino acids. The record is from RefSeq and is a predicted model, not a curated record.
GUAGAGCAGCAAUUAGCUGGCUGCUGCAGGAGACGCUUGGACGAAGACACACAAGUCCCCUCCAUGUCUCUAGCUGCUCCGGCUCUCACCUCAGCUGUGGUGCACUUUCAGCUGGGCUUGUGCAGGGAGAUGGUUCGAGUCCCUGCCACAAACCUGAGCUACCACCAUGCCAAAAGACUUGCCGCUGAAAUCAUAAAACGGAAGGCGCCGGAGAGCAGCGUGGUGGGGGCGGGUGAGCGGGUCUUGCUCUUCAGACACCAGACUUCCUCUGACCUUCUGCUGAAACAUCUGACGCUGCAAGACGAGCUGCAGGACGGAGACCUGAUCGAGGUCGUCAUCGCAGGAUCGGCGUCCGUCUGUGAGAUGAAGAUCUAUCCCCACUCUCUGCUGGUCCACUCCUACAGGACUCCCACCUUCUGUCACCUCUGCGGGGAGAUGCUGUGGGGGCUGGUGCGGCAGGGGUUAAAGUGUGACGGCUGUGGACUGGACUUUCACAAACGCUGUGCGUUUCGGUUGGUCAAUGACUGCAGCCGAGUGCGGCGUCAGGUGGGCACCAGCGUGUCUCUGUUCCAGCCCAGACACGUGCAGACCCACCUGCUGACCAACCACCGCGGAGGCAGUCUGGAGGAGAUCAGCAGGUCCAAGCCUUCCUCCAGGCCGCCGUCCUGGGCUGAGCCCCCGGAGUGGCUGCCCGUGGGGGUCAAGGCUCAGGUUCCUCACACCUUUCACAUCCACAGCUACACCAAGCCCACCGUCUGCCAGCACUGCCACCGCCUGCUGCGCGGGCUGUUCCGACAGGGCCUGCAAUGCUCAGACUGCAGGUUCAACUGCCACCGACGCUGUGAGCCGCUGGUGCCCAGAGACUGUCCCGGCGUCUCAGACAGAGAAGGUUUCCAUCCUGUCCUCCCUCUCUCUCUCUCUCUCUCUCAGCUCCUUGAGUCGACAUUUGAUCUGAGAUUUUGGGAGAAACCCUUUUUUUUCCUGAAGAAAAGUUUGGAAACAACACUGACAUUGCAUUUGUAUGAUCUCUUGGAAGCUGGUCACAGUCCAGCCGAGCCAGAGAUGGAGGAGGAGGAGGAGGAGGUGGAGGAUGAGUCACAGCACCUGAUCGCAACUUCACCAGAAAUCUGUGAAGAAGAAAUGUCGGACGGAGGGUUGCGGGAAGUGGAGCCGCCUCCAGAGCCCAUGAGAUUGCCGCUCCCUUCUUCUCUGCUCCGCUCCAGUCCAUGUUUCAGCAGCAACAUCCCGCUGAUGAGGCUGGUCCAGUCGGUGCACCACACCAAGCGCAGGGACACCAGCGUCCUGAUGCAGGGCUGGCUGCUGCACCACACCCAGGCCGAGACUCUGAGGAAGCGCCACUAUUGGAUUCUGGAUCCCAAAAGCAUCACACUGUACCAGAGCGAGAGCAGCACAAAAUACUACAAGGAGAUCUCCAUGGCAGAGGUGCUGCAGGUCCGAGGCCCCACUCAGCUGACCGUCCCCUCCUUGCCAGGCGACAGGACGCAUUCAUUUGAGGUGCUCACGCUCUCACUGGUCUACUGUGUGACUGCGGGCGCUGAUGGUCCGGCGUGGGAGAGCGCCCUCCGCCAGGCUAUGAUGCCGAUGGGGAGCCGGGAUCCCCAGGGUGUAGAUGCAAGUGGAGAAACUAAGGACAUCAGCUCGCUGUACCAGAUCUCCACAGAUGAGAUCCUGGGGUCUGGACAGUUUGGGGUGGUGUACAAAGGAACUCACAGGACGACGGGUCGGCUUGUUGCCAUCAAGGUCAUCGAUAAAUCCCGUUUUCCGGCCAGUCAGGAGCGCCAGAUGAGGAAUGAAGCGGCCAUCGUGCAGAACCUGUCCCACCAGGGCGUGGUGCAGCUGGAGGGGAUGUUUGAGUGCCACUCGCAUGUCUUUGUCGUCAUGGAGAAGCUCCACGGCGACAUGCUGGAGAUGAUUCUGUCCAGCGAGACCGGGCGACUGCCUGAACGCCUCACGCGCUUCCUGGUCCUGCAGAUCCUGGAGGCUCUGCGGUACCUUCACUUCAAGCACAUCGCUCACUGCGACCUGAAACCUGAAAAUGUCCUGCUGGCCUCUGCUGACUCCUUCCCUCAGGUGAAACUCUGUGACUUUGGCUUCUCGCGCAUCAUCGGCGAGCGCUCCUUCCGGCGCUCUGUGGUGGGCACGCCCGCCUACUUGGCCCCGGAGGUCAUCAGCUCCAGUGGCUACAACUGCUCCCUGGACAUGUGGUCGGUGGGCGUCAUCAUGUACGUGAGUCUGAGUGGAACUUUUCCCUUCAAUGAGGACGAAGACAUCCGGCAGCAGAUCACCAACGCUGCCUUCAUGUUCCCAAGACAAGCCUGGGCCUCUGUCUCCCUGGAGGCCGUCAGUCUCAUCAACAACCUGCUGCAGGUUUCAGUCAGACGCAGGUUCAGCGUGGGCCGAGCUCUGGGACACGUUUGGCUGCAGGACUUCCAGCUGUGGUGCGACCUCAGAGAGCUUGAGCAGCGAGAGGGCAGCAGGUAUCUGACCCACCACUGCGACGAUGAGCGCUGGAGACGCUACGCCACUGAGAGAGGACUGACCUUCCCCUCCUCCCUCUGCUGUGACCUUGACAUGUGACUUUGGUCUGAUAGUUAUUUUGAUCAUUUUUAAACAUCCACCCAGACCACAAACCAAAUCCACCUCUGAGACUCUUCGUGACCUCUCCUUGACCUCACCA